AUGGUGAAAAAAAUGCGACCUUGCCAGGCCUGCCACCCUGGUGAUGACAUUCACAUACCCUUGCUCAAGGUCGCUGAGGGCACGUUUCCAGGGUCUGCGCUCACUGUUUCGUUCAGUGGAUAUGUUGGUUCUCUAACAAAAGUACAACCGACCGUCGACCCGCCUGCGAAGUACAACGGACGCACCUACUCCUACGUCGCCAAAGCGACCGACGUCCUUACCAGAAUGCGGGAAGUGCACCUACUGCGCCACAGGACCGAAACCACGCAAGCUCUGCACGCCUACAACAUGCAAGUAGCAUCUGAAGGCUACCGCAUCGAGGUUCUUCGCUGUGACAAAGGGGGAGAGAACACUGGGGAAGAAAUGCGCAACUACUGUAGGGAGUCUGUGAUCAAGCUGGAAUUCGCCGCGACCAACACGCCCCAAAACAUCGGAGUGUCAGAAAGGGAUGGCCAGACACUUGCGGCUGUGACUCGAGCUCUACUGCGCGAUGGAGACUUUCCAAAACACAUUUGGGGGGAGCUCAUGAUGACUGCAGCAUUCCUGACCAACAGGACCCCACACGCGGCGCUAGGGGGAGCCACGCCGUAUUCCAAGAUGUACAACACAACCCCGGACCUUUCUCGACUUCGUGCCAUCGGCGCCCGCGCGUUCGUUCAUCACGAGCGAUACAAGAAGAAGCUAGACGAUCGGGCCUUUGAAGGCAAGCUCUGCGGUUACGGACCUGACAGCAAGACGUACCGGAUCUACGUGGAGGGCAAAGACAAGGUCUACGAGAGCCGGAACGUGACUUUCAUCGAGACUCCACCCAACACCAUCCCCCCUCACCGGUGGGACGACCGUCUCGGAUAUGAACAGGACGUGAUGAACUUCACGUCAUUGCUCGGACGCCGUACCUCUACGGGCGACGAAGACAACAAAGUGGACUACGGAACACAAUCAGAGCUCCUGCUGCACGAGAUGCGCAACAUGCAGCAAGACAACAUCGACCGAGCAGAACUUCGCCAAAACAACGCAGGCACGGAUUCCGACGACUACUUUGCUGCUGGGGGAGAUGACAGCAAUGACAACUCGCGGACUACGACAACAUCCAGAACAUCGCAGGACACGACACUCGAAUCACCCACGACGACAACAGACACGGACUCCGCUUCGCCAGUCCCGAUCCCAAUGCGUCGAUUAGCGGUGACCCGUCGUGCCACGCGCACUCAUCAACCCACAGAUGACCCUAUCGACCCUUCAUGCAUCCCGAAAUCUCUGGAAGUGAACAUGAACGACAGGGGCCGNGCAGGACACGACACUCGAAUCACCCACGACGCCAACAGACACGGACUCCGCUUCGCCAGCCCCCAUCUCAAUGCGUCGAUUAACGAGAUCAAAACUCCGAGCCCUUACACCGAAGCCAUGAAUUCACCACAACGCGAGCAGUGGAAGAGCGCUAUCAACACCGAGAUGUGUAAUCUCGCCAAGCACAAAGUCUACAAGAAAGUACGCAUCAGCCUGGUACCGAAGGAUGAGGACAUCUUCGACACACGCUUCGUGUUCAAGAUCAAGGCCGACAGCCGCUUCAAGGCCCGCUUAGUCGCGGGGGGACACCGCCAACGAGCAGGACGACACUUCGGAAGGAACUACGCUCCAGUAACCCGAUUGGGUAGCAUCCGCAUGCUAUUCGCCAUCGCUUGCGAACACGGAUGGGAGGUGUACCAAUUGGACGUGGUAGCUGCAUUCCUGAACGCGUACACCGACAGAGACGUCUNCCUGGCCAUCACCGGGAGUCGCCUGUACCUUGCCCAAUUCACCCACUACGAUCUGUCGUCCACAUGGCUGCGGCCAAGCAACGGCAGGUCUACCACCGGAUACCUGUUCUUCGUAGGAGGGAGACUGAUCAGCUACGGAGCCAAGGCACAGACUCUCGCAGCACAGAACACCGUGGAGGCCGAACUUCAAGCGCUGAGCUUCAGUGCUCGCGAGGCAGUCUACAUCUCCAACUUCAUGACGGAAAUCGUAUUCAAGAUCUUUCGAUCGGUACCCAUCAACAGCGACAGCACCGUAGCAUUGACUGUGGCCAGCAACGCGAUGUUCAGCUCUAGAACCAAGCACAUCGCGCUCCGGUUCUUCUUCCUCAGGGAACCCACGAAGGAGCACCGGAUCACUCUUCACCACCAACCUAGUGACACGAUGUUGGCGGACAUCGCGACGAAACAUCUCCCGAAGCAGCGAUUCGCCACCACCAUGCAACUCAUCAAGGACUACAAGUGCUAGAAGAUAUGAAGCACAAGAUCGCAUGGUGUGGUUAAAUGUUUUGAACGCGUGUAUUGCUCACAGGAUGGAUUCACUCAUGUGGAGGUCGACAUUCUUUGAUAUGGAUGGGGAAUGGAGGGGUCGCCAAAUUGGCAGCGAAGUGAAGUUUUGGAACAUCGGCUACAUGCCUAAUCGAGGGGUCGUGUCGAGGAAAACUGUUACAACGUAGUCUGGUCAGGCACAGUUUACCAUAGGUGCGACUGCGGCAACUAGCCUUCCGUAGACAUAAUACAGAAGGAAGAGAUGGUACUUAGCAGAGAACAUGAGCACAUAGUUGUAGCGGAAAUGAUUUGGCAGGCGAGACUGUAGUCGUAUCAUUGUUCCGAAGACCGAAACUCCGGUACUCGGGCCAAUACCCCGGAGACCCU
Molecule: messenger RNA, 2669 nt
Organism: Ectocarpus sp. CCAP 1310/34
Lineage: Eukaryota; Phaeophyceae; Ectocarpales; Ectocarpaceae
Source: the annotation of a GenBank genome assembly